Cotesia congregata is the source of this 1482-nucleotide messenger RNA. The record is from the annotation of a GenBank genome assembly. Lineage: Eukaryota; Metazoa; Arthropoda; Insecta; Hymenoptera; Braconidae.
AUGAUGGAUUUAACAUCUAGACCACACAUGAGUAUAUUAAGGACAUUACAGUUACUUAUACAAAGAGGGGGUUGGGAUAGAACCGGAAUUGAUGAUAUUCAGCGCGAUGAGGCAUCAGCAACAUCUUCCAAUACUUUACCUAAAAUAGCUGCUACUCCCUUGAGUACAACAACUCUUGAAAACAAUGAAAUAAAUUUAUCAACAAAGCGUGCAAGCGGUUUUAUCGAUCCAGAAGUUGAACGUGUUAAUAACAAAUCAGUAACAUGUAUGAUACAAAAACGUGAAAUAGGUCCUACAUUUAAUCCAGGUCAAAAAUGCCGAAUAAAUAAUCAUUUUUUACCUAAUCGUAUGAUACCUGUAGCUAAAUACAAAAGCCGCGCAUUUUGUGGAUCAUAUUCUUCUGAUGGGAAACUUCUUGUUACCGCCAGUCAAGAUAAUUUACUGCGAAUUUACAAUACCCAAGACGGGAAAUUCCAUGAAUACAAAAAAAUAUUUGCGCAAAAUGUGUCUUGGAGCAUAUUAGAUACUGCGUUCAGUCCAGAUGGGAAUUAUAUCGCUUAUUCAAGUUGGUCUGACGCUUUGUAUCUUUGUUCAAUUUAUGGUGAUUCAACUAUUCAAGAAGCUUUGCCGUUAGCUCCGUCAGACUUGGGAAGAUUUUGCGUUUUUUCGUUAGUUUUUUCCUGCGAUGGGAAAGAAAUUCUUGGUGCUGCUAACGAUGGUUGUCUUUAUUGUUACGAUCGCGAGUGUCAUCAACCAGCCAUAAAAAUUAAAGGUCACACAGAUGACGUUAACGCUGUUGCAUUUGCUGAUAACACUUCGCAAAUUUUAUAUAGCGGUGGAGAUGAUGGACUGUGCAAAGUUUGGGACAGACGAACGUUAAACGAAGCAAAUCCUCAUCCGGUAGGUGUACUCGCUGGACACAUGGACGGAAUAACUUUCAUUGAUCCUCGUGGUGAUGGCCGUUAUUUGCUAACGAAUAGCAAAGAUCAGUCAAUAAAAUUGUGGGACGUCCGUGCAUUCUCAAGUAAAGAGGCCGAAGUUAAUACCCGGAAAGCUGUUGCUAAUCAAGAUUGGGAUUACCGAUGGCACACCCACGUACCCAAGCAACUUUACACGUCAACGUCAUUAUUGGAAGGCGAUACGAGUAUUAUGACAUAUAGAGGACACAUGGUUGUACAAACGUUGAUUCGUUGUCAUUUUUCACCGGCUGCAACCACUGGACAAAGAUAUAUCUACACUGGUUGUGGACACGGUAGAAUUGUCAUUUAUGAUCUUUUGACGGGUAAUAUUGUAAGAACACUUGAAGGACAUGAAGGAUGUGUUAGAGAUGUCAGUUGGCAUCCGUAUCAUCAAGAAAUAAUAUCAGCGUCUUGGGAUGGAGUAAUAGGUUGUUGGCGUUAUUCUUCACAAGAUUCCUGUCCAGGUACUGCAGAUUCUGAAUGGAGUGAUUCCUGCGAUCAAAACUGGAGGAGUCCCGAUUGA